CAUAACUAAUUCAUAAUCUUUCAAAGAAACGAGACCUGGCGAUCAAAAGACUCUCAACCAAAAGUCUUUGAAAAGACUUCCAUGACCACCAUUUCCAACUGAAAUGGAUGCAGAGCCUCGUUAUCUCGCCCUGAAUCUCACUAUGGAUGUCCAAUUUCACUUCUUUGAUCCGCCUGUUCAGUUCAAAAAGGUACGACUUUUUUGUCUCGAGCGAAUGCCGCCAGAGGAUGGAUUUUUGGACACCUGAACUAGCAAACUCAGAAACUGAAAGUGAAGCGAGUAUCAGUAUUAAUUGAUAGAGCUCGUGAAGGUGUACGUCAGUCUAUGGGAAACUCAGAAGGAGAGUGGUUGUCCUGCAGUGACUGUUUGGAAAGAACAUGUGGAGAAUUGGUACAUUUUUCUUGGUCAAUUUCGUGAUAAGUUGUUAUGGAAGUGAACUAGCACAGUCACCACCAAGAGAUGGACGACUCUUCAAUAUCUUCAACAUCGUUCGAUUCAGAAAUGAGCCUUGCAAUGGAACCCUUAACAUUCUUGGAACUUGCUACACAUCUGAAGAGUGCUCCAGGCGUGGAGGAAUUGCCAACGGUAACUGCGCCGUAGGAUUCGGGGUUUGUUGCUCAUUUGAAAUAGGGUGUGGAGCGACAGCCAACCAAAACAACACCUAUUUCACCAGUACAAUGGCCGAUUCUUCACCGUGCACAGCCAUGGUGUGCCGUUGCAAUUCCAAUGUGUGUCAACUCCGACUGGACUUUCAAUCAUUCGAUAUUGCUCAGCCUAAUUCGGAUGAGCGUUUGGCUGCCCGAGCAGUUCAGAGAACUCAAUGUCUGGACGCCACCUUCACCGCUACCUCGAGGAGUGGCAACCCUCCAGUUAUUUGUGGCACCAACUCUGGAUAUCACAUGAUUUUGGAAGCCGAUGCGAACUGCAAUAGGCUGAAUUUUGACUGGUUCGAAAACGCACCUCGACAAUGGAGAAUCCUGAUAACCCAGGUUCCUUGCAACUCGCCAAAUAAAGCUCCUGAAGGAUGUACCCAAUAUUUUACGGGAAUCAUGGGGACCGUAGAAUCUUACAAUUUUCAAGGUGGAACCCAUCUGGCAAAUCAGGACUAUCUAAAUUGUGUGAGAACCGAAUUGGGAUUUUGUCAAAUCGAGUGGUCCCAUUCCCCAUUAGAGGGAGAUUUUUCGAUAUCUGCAGACAAACCGGGUGGAUCAAGUGGCGAUAAUUGCUCACUCGACUAUGUUGGUAUUCUGGGUGGAUUUCUACCCGGAAAUGACCCAUUCAACAAUCCCAACAAUGACCGUUUUUGUGGAUCCGGUCUAAUGUCUAGGACCUCGACGAUCACAAGCACAAUAUCUUCCAUUCAAGUUCCAUUUGGUCUUCGAUUUGUGACCGAUUUGGGAGAAACAGACGAUGUUGAUGACUUACAGGGAGGCUUCAAAUUGAACUACAUGCAAAUUCCAUGUUAAAGAGAUUUGAUAGAGGAUAUCUAAUGCAACAGUCUUUCAGUUGAUAUGACAAAAUAACUAUGAUAUUCAAUUCAUACCGGAAGAAAAUAUACUACAUUCACCCAUAAUUCCUACAAUCCGGACGGGAACAAUAAGGUUGAGAAAUAGCUACUUCGAUUUGAGCCAAUACAUUGAAUUCUUCUACAAAUGAGACUGGCUCCAGGCAUACCCCGAUCACUGCAAUUAUACAUUUCAAUUUAUAACCCGAUCAAACGGUUGGUUUUAAAAUCACACCCUCUCAAAAUACAAAAGGGGCCCUGAUUUCCAACGUCACACAGCCCAAAGGAAAUGGAAAAGAGGCGCCGUAGAUUGGUAUAUGAACUACUCGUUACUUGCCAUGAAAGCAAUUUCUUUUCUGGACAUUAUGUGACUUGGGUCGCUAAUCAUACAUACAAUUUUGAUAGGAUUACCUCAAAAACAGCCCAAAUCUAACUAACAAAACGCCUUCUGAGGUGCAAACCAU
Messenger RNA from Tigriopus californicus, 1968 nucleotides. RefSeq lists its product as uncharacterized. The transcript is spliced from 8 exons. NCBI's taxonomy places the organism in Eukaryota, Metazoa, Arthropoda, Copepoda, Harpacticoida, Harpacticidae. Bases 378 to 1466 code for a protein of 362 amino acids. The record is from RefSeq and is a predicted model, not a curated record.